AUGCUGCUCUGCAAUGCGGAACAGCUGAAGAAGAAGGGCAAAUAUCCUGACAUUGUGACCCUUCAGGAAGGACUGCAGGGCGAUUAUAUAACUCUGAGGAACCCCCUAGUUUCUGGGCUGGAGUUACUGAUUGUUUGGAAGAUACACAUGGAUGAAGAAGGGAGAACGACACCUGUUCUGGACCUCCUCACUAAAGUACCGGAGCAAGUCCUGGAGCACAAGAUGGUGACGUUGAGGAAGGCCCCCAGGCACUUCCGGAGCCUGCUGCUCCUGCUGGGGGUCGAGGCGGCCAUUGAGAACCUGAUCAGAGUGGUUGGCUUGCGGGAAUGA
This is a messenger RNA of Cuculus canorus (common cuckoo), 330 nucleotides long. Its product is annotated as centromere protein P-like. The record is from RefSeq and is a predicted model, not a curated record. Bases 1 to 330 code for a protein of 109 amino acids. Gene Ontology annotation, cellular component: chromosome, centromeric region; nucleus. Lineage: Eukaryota; Metazoa; Chordata; Aves; Cuculiformes; Cuculidae. Gene Ontology annotation, biological process: CENP-A containing chromatin assembly. The transcript is spliced from 4 exons.